This is a messenger RNA of Myzus persicae (green peach aphid), 1389 nucleotides long. RefSeq lists its product as uncharacterized. The record is from RefSeq and is a predicted model, not a curated record. Lineage: Eukaryota; Metazoa; Arthropoda; Insecta; Hemiptera; Aphididae. The coding region runs from base 92 to 967 and encodes 291 amino acids. The transcript has a single exon.
AAUUAAAGAUUCAACCAUUAAUGAUGAAAAACUUCUACUAUUUUGUACUAAAAAUAAUGUUCAACGGCUGUCGCAUGCUCGUUAUUUAAUUAUGGAUGGUACGUUUUGGACAGUCCCGACAAUAUUUAGACAGCUAUAUACCAUACACGCACCUGUAGGAGGAGACAAUUUUCGAGUUUUGCCACUAGCAUAUGCUUUAAUGUCAUCAAAAUCUGAAACCCUGUAUAUACGUCUUUUUCAAGACUUAAUUGAUUUUUGCGAAGAUAAUGGCGGGCAACUAAAUCCAUAUUGGAUAAUGACAGAUUUUGAACAGGCGGCAAUAAAGGCAUCAAAAGCUGAGUUUCCUAACGUGAAAAACAAGGCAUGUUUUUUUCAUUUAUCUCAAAGUACUUGGAGAAAAAUUCAAUCAUCUGGCUUGGUGAAUUUAUAUGGUACAAACGAAGAGUUUAGUUUAAAAAUAAGACAAAUGCUUGCCCUGGCUUUUAUUCCAUCUGAAAAUAUACCUGCAGCAUUUGAUGAACUUAAAGCGACAUUUCCUCCUGAAGCUGAAGAAGUUGUCCAAUGGUUUGAAGACAAUUAUGUACAUGGCCGGAUUCGUCGCCGAAACCAAAGAAAUGGUAAUAUUAUACGCACAGACCCACUUUUUCCGCCCAAACUUUGGUCUGUGUCAGAAUUAAUGGACCACGGAAUUCCUAGGACACAAAAUAUUGUCGAAGCUUGGCAUCGACGUUGGUCAACUUUGGUUGGUAAACCUCAUGUUGGAGUCUAUACAAUGAUAGAGGAGCUUCAGAAAGAACAACAACGAGUUGACUUGGAAAUUGAAUGCAUUAAUCGUGGAGAACCAAAACCGAAACAGAAAAAACAAAUAAUUGACAGAGAGAAAAGAAUAAUGACGGUAUAUAAAGAUAUAUCAAAUAGGAGUGUCUUAGAAUUUUUACGGGGUUUGGCUCAUAAUAUAUCGAUGUAGUUUUAUAAGUAUUAAUAGUAUAAAUAUAAUGUAAUUGUAGUGUAAUGUAUUGUUUGAGUUUUUAAAUGAAAUUGUUGAAUAAUGAACAUGAUAAUAUUAUGUAAAUAUGUUUGGUCGGGAUUUUACAUGUCGGUAUUAUGAUUUGUCGGGAUUUUAAACAGUCGGUACUGUGACUUGUCGGGAUUUUAAACUGUCGGUAUUGUGAUUUGUCUGGAUUUGGUAUGUCGGGAUUUUACAUGUCGGGAUUAUAAUUGUCGGGAUUUCGACCCAGACCCGAUUAGACCACCACGGGUCUGUCUAUACGCAGUCGAUUAGACCACCACGGGUCUGUCUAUACGCAGUCGAUUAGACCACCACCGUCGUUAUCAUUUUGUUAUUAUCAAAAACAAAGUUGUUAUCAUAUCGUAUCAUCCAUUAUAAUA